UUGCCGCCUGUCAACAACUUUGCGCCGUUUCCCUUUCGUCGGUCGUACUAACAUUCUCUGUUCCACUCUCCAUCUUAUUCUCACCUUCUACCGGAUUUAUUUUCUUCAUCAGACAUGGAGUAAAGAUUCCGGACCAUCCAUAUUCUUCUUUUAUUGGUUCUUAUCUUAUUUGUGUGUGUGUUUCUUCGUCAACAUGGACCUCGUGUUUCUAGGAUUAAUAUUAUGUUCUUUAGUUCCGGCCAUUUGGAGCAAGGCGAUGUUAGAUCUACGGUUCAUCCGUUACAUUAACCACGCCGGAACCGGUGAAAACGGACACUGCUGUGACGGGAGGGGAUUCUUUUGUUUCAGUAAAUGUGACCACCGAUUUGUCAUAUGUGUGGACGAGGCAGAAAACAACAGGGACGUGAACCGGUGUCUGAUCGGGAAGAAAUCCUCCAAUUCGAUUGACAAUGCCAAUGUCAAUAUCUUCGCAGAUUCAUUCGGAGGCGUCAAGAAUCCGAUGAGAUUUUAUAUUGAUAUCUGGAAGGAGAAGGCCCAACUUAAGGUGGACGUGUUUGAUGUGGACGACAAUUCCGACGAUAAAGUGGACUUCCUGUAUGGAAACUUUACCUUGUCAGCGGCAAAAAAUAUUAAGCUGUCACGUGAACACAGCUUCCGGUUAGCAACCCCUAGGACAUUACUGGACUACAAGGUGAGCGUUUAUUGUGAGGACAGUCAUUACGGUGCCGGAUGUGACGUCAGAUGUGAGGAGCACGAUGAUACCACUGGGCAUUACACAUGUGACCCGAAGACAGGAGAGAAAAUCUGUAUGGAAGGUUGGAAAGGAGAUGAUUGUAAUAAAUCUGUACAGGACCAGGGAUUAUGUGGAACCGUGGAAUGUGGUGCAAACCAAAGGUGUACGAAUUCCUCUUCAGGUCUUACCUGCGAAUGUAUAGGAGGCUUCACAGGAGAAAAUUGCACGGAUGUCAUGCCAGUGAAGUGCUCUGAUGGCUAUUGUCAAAACAAUGGAACUUGUUAUGUAACCAGCAACACAAUGAAGUGCCUCUGUAGUUUAGGGUGGAAAGGCGAAAUGUGUGACGUGGAGCACGACCCGUGCGAAUUCAACCCGUGUCAAAGGAACGGUACCUGUGUGUACACAAAGAAUGCGGGGUAUAUAUGUGAAUGUCCGCUAGAUUCACAAGGAAUACACUGUGAAAACGUUAGUACGUGUUCAAGUCAGCAAAACGUUUGUUUAAACGGAGGAACAUGCGUCCAAGAAAAUUAUAAAGGGGAAUGGUAUUUUUGUGACUGUCCUAUAAACGCCACGGGGAAACAUUGUGAAACAAUUAUAGAUCUUCAAAACGAGACUGCUGAUUCCAAUGAUACCACUACAGAGACGACCACCCGUGUUCCCGUGCCAACCACAACUACAGCGCCAAAAGCUGUCGUGGUUCUUCGGGGGAAAGUAGAUAGUCGGAAUGAGGAGGCGAUAAAGAAAGCAUUGGUUAAAAUCAUUCACGACUUCACAGACAUAAAGGGACAGCUGAAUUUGGAGCUGGAAAAGGAUGUUUACAAAACAACGGAAGGUGAGAUUUUGACGGAGUUAGCUGUCCGAGGGACUGCGGACGGUGUACCAUUCAGUGUGGAUGAAAUUCAGCGAGUAUUAUCUGAUUCCCAUGCUGCUAUGGUGGACCACUAUCUUCCUAUCCCACGUGAUCUCCCUGACGGACACUUCCACUCCUCCCUCCCAUCAAACGCCGUGCAAGAGGAAUUCGAGCACGACGGUUGGAUCCACCAAUAUUGGUUUGUUGUUCUUCUCAUCGUUCUAGCUAUUGUGGCUCUCGUCAUGUUCAUCGUAGGUUUCAUCAUUGUCAAAAGGAAAAAAACGCUGGAAGAAAUGGACAACAAGGCCAAUGUUGCGAGGACGAGCUCCAACGUGUCAGAUGCGAGCAGUUCUAACCCGCAGUCCUUUGAAAAUUCACUUUAUUUUGAAAUGAAUCAACAGAAGAAAGAUAACAGUAAAGUGAAUUUCAAAGUUAUGCCAUGACGUCACAGUUUCGUGAAUUUCAAUAUGAUGUCAUGACGUCAAAGUUACGUGAACUUCAAAAUGAUGUCAUGACGUCACAUAUGUCUGCGGCAAAAUGUCUCAUGAAUAUGCAGCUAGUGCCAUCUUGUAGAAUUAUGUAGAAUGUUUGUCAGCCAAAUGCUUUCUAAGAAAGUGCCAAAACGAAGACUUAAAGUGGAGAAUAUGCUUUAUAUAUCUUUAUACAAUAUGUCCAAAAAGAGCAACUAAAUUGUUGUUAUUUCAAGUUUUGAGAGUGUUGGUAAUACGAGUGAAAAAGUAGGAAACGAUUAAAUACAUGGUGUCUUGUCGGUUACUAAGGAUGUGAGUGGUCUGAUGAUGUUUGUGCAAAGACAGGAAGAAGCCCUGUUUGAUAAUCCAAUAAUGUCACUAAGACAUAGUUUUAAGAUUAUUUAAACGAGAAAGUGCCAUGAAUUUUGAAUUGUUCAACAUAUGUUUUUACUUAUUGUAUCUUUAUAUACGGGACUGUGUAAUAUGUUUUAAUCUGUUUUUUAUAUGUAAAAAUAUGGCAAUGCUGUAUCAGAUAUUUUAAUGAUGUAACUCUGUACAGUCUCUAGUGAUGUUGGUUAUUUAAUGUUUGAUAUUUAUAGAUUACCUGUAAGUAGCUCGACAUUCACUUCUGUUUACGUUUAAAAAAAAGAUUUGUCUCUAAAUCUAUUUUCAUGCAGUUUUGAUUUUAUUGAUUUACUGCAGUUUUAAAUUCACUGAUUUGAAUUAAGCUUUUAACACGGUAUUAAAUUCAUUGAUUUGAAGUAAGUUUUUAACACGGUAUUAUAUUCGCUGUUCUGAAUUGACAGUUUUCUAUGCAGAUUAAGAUUCACAGAUUUUUCUAUGCAAUCUACAUAAAUACUUGUUGUAGUUAUAAAAUAAUGGUUUGGACAUACAAUGAAUACAGAGAAAAUCAAACUGCGGUGAAUGCACUAAUGUAACACUAGUUAUAUCCUGUCUUAUUGAAAAUUCAACGCUUCCUGUGAUUUAUAUGUUACCUAUCAACUGUUGGUGAAAAUAUCUUGUUUCAAUAAAUAAUGUCAAUAUUA
Molecule: messenger RNA, 3099 nt
Organism: Ostrea edulis (European flat oyster)
Lineage: Eukaryota; Metazoa; Mollusca; Bivalvia; Ostreida; Ostreidae
Product: delta-like protein D
Exons: 11
Coding region: 194-2026 (610 amino acids)
Biological process (GO): cell communication
Cellular component (GO): membrane
Source: RefSeq, a predicted model, not a curated record